CCUGCCACUCCCAAGAUGGAGGAACGGAACGCCGCCAUUAAGCGCGAACCGUCAGAACGAUCCCCUCUAGAGCUUCACAGUCCUAUCCAAGAUGGCCGUCUGGGUUCCAGCCCACCCCUCCCCCAUUUGACACUCCCAACAUGGCCCCCUUGGGUCGCCGCUCCGCACGAGCGGCUUGACGCCGGAAGUGACGCGUCCCACAUAUUUCCGCUUUCUUUUUUCUGGAGGGACAGUUGGCUGCUGGGCUGGGGGGCGCGGUGGAUAUUGACCUUUGCCCCGGCCUCGUACCAUCAUUUCUAUGACGAGUCCAAGCCUUUCACUUGCCUGGACGGCUCUGCCACUAUCCCUUUUGAUCAGGUCAAUGAUGACUACUGUGACUGCAAGGAUGGCUCAGAUGAGCCAGGUACAGCCGCCUGUCCUAACGGCAGCUUCCACUGCACCAACACUGGCUACAAAGCCCUGUACAUCUCCUCCCGAUGGGUCAACGAUGGAGUUUGCGACUGCUGUGACGGGACCGAUGAGUACAACAGCGGGAUCGUCUGUGAAAACACCUGCAAAGAGAAGGGCCGGAAGGAGAGAGAGACACUGCAGCAGAUGGCAGAGGUCACGCGAGAGGGGUUCCGCCUGAAGAAGAUCCUUAUUGAGGAAUGGAAGAAGGCUCGGGAGGAGAAGCAGGAAAAGCUCGCUGAGCUACAGGCUGGAAAGAAGUCCCUGGAGGACCAGGUGGAGAUGCUGCGCCUGGUGAAGGAGGAGGCCGAGAAGCCAGAGAAGGAGGCCAAAGACCAGCACCAGAAGCGGUGGGAAGAGCAGCAGGCUGCCUCCAAGGCCCAGCGGGAACGGGAGCUGGCGGCCAGUGCCUUCCAGGAGCUGGAUGACGAUCUGGAUGGGGCGGUCUCGGUCACCGAGCUGCAGACCCAUCCGGAGCUGGACACUGACGGUGACGGGGCACUCUCAGAAGGGGAAGCUCAGGCCCUGCUGGGUGGAGACAUGCAAACUGACGCUUCUGCCUUCUAUGACCGCGUCUGGGCUGCCAUCAGGGACAAGUACAGGUCUGAGCAGGUGCUCCCCACCAGCCCCCCGCCUGCACCUUCUGAGCCUGACCUGACAGAGCCCAAGGAGGAGCAGCCCGCAGUGCCCUCGCCGCCCGUGGAAGAGGAAGAGGAGGACGAGGACGAAGAGGAGACGGAAGAGGAGGAGGAAGAGGAAGAGGAAGAAGAUUCCCAAGUGCAGGGGGAGCAGCCCCAGGAGGCCCCACCCCCACUGGUUCCCCCGCAGCCUGCUGCCAGCCCCGCGGAAGAGGACAAAAUGCCCCCCUACGAUGAGCAGACUCAGGCCUUCAUUGACGCCGCCCAGGAGGCCCGCAGCAAGUUUGAGGAGGCUGAGCGGUCCUUGAGGGACAUGGAGGAGUCCAUCAGGAACUUGGAGCAGGAGAUUUCCUUCGACUUCGGCCCCAGCGGAGAGUUUGCCUACCUGUACAGCCAGUGCUAUGAGCUCACCACCAACGAGUACAUCUACAGGCUCUGUCCCUUCAAGCUUGUCUCUCAGAAACCCAAGCUCGGAGGGUCCCCCACCAGCCUCGGCACCUGGGGCUCAUGGGCCGGCCCUGACCACGACAAGUUCAGCGCCAUGAAGUACGAGCAGGGAACGGGCUGCUGGCAGGGCCCCAACCGCUCCACCACCGUGCGCCUGCUGUGUGGGAAGGAGACCGUGGUGACCAGCACCACAGAGCCCAGCCGCUGCGAGUACCUCAUGGAGCUGAUGACGCCGGCGGCCUGCGCGGAGCCGCCGCCGGAGCCGCCGGCUGAUGGCGACCACGACGAGCUCUAGCC
Molecule: messenger RNA, 1829 nt
Organism: Lontra canadensis (Northern American river otter)
Lineage: Eukaryota; Metazoa; Chordata; Mammalia; Carnivora; Mustelidae
Gene: PRKCSH
Product: protein kinase C substrate 80K-H
Exons: 16
Coding region: 16-1827 (603 amino acids)
Biological process (GO): N-glycan processing; liver development
Cellular component (GO): glucosidase II complex
Molecular function (GO): protein binding; calcium ion binding
Source: RefSeq, a predicted model, not a curated record